This is a messenger RNA of Drosophila ficusphila, 6491 nucleotides long. RefSeq lists its product as uncharacterized. Gene Ontology annotation, biological process: protein localization to kinetochore involved in kinetochore assembly; mitotic sister chromatid segregation; mitotic spindle assembly checkpoint signaling. The coding region runs from base 106 to 6384 and encodes 2092 amino acids. Gene Ontology annotation, cellular component: kinetochore microtubule; RZZ complex; cytoplasm. Lineage: Eukaryota; Metazoa; Arthropoda; Insecta; Diptera; Drosophilidae. The record is from RefSeq and is a predicted model, not a curated record. Gene Ontology annotation, molecular function: small GTPase binding. The transcript is spliced from 15 exons.
AUCGGCCGGGUACCAUCCUCAGGACGCUGGUUCAUUGGCGGCGUUUGAAAAAAUUGUUUAAAUAUUUUUGACUCCGCUAGUUUUUGGAAAUUCAUUAUAUCUGCUAUGUGGAGCAACUUCGAGGCCUCCUCCCUGGAGGACGAGACCAUCUCCAAUGUGUUCUCCUCGCGUGGAAUUUUUCAGAUUAGUAGCGAGGAAGAGGUAAAAAGCUAUCCGGAAGUCCAGGCCUCUGUGCAAUGUGGCAAGAUGGUCAUUGGCAUAGAUAAGAGCCUCCUACUCUUAGAGGACGAGCUGGUGGCAAAAUGCAGCUUUCUGGGAUUUGGGGCCACAAUUGAGGCCAUUGCCAUAUCCUCCAGCGGGAACCUGAUUGUCUGCGGCCUUAGCGACGGCGAAGUUCACGGCGUAUUUAUUAAGGGACUCCUGCUCUUCAGUGUGGCGGUCAACGUCGAAGACGUGAGCAUCGCCGGCGGCACCUUUCGCAGUAUUCACCAACUGGAUCAGCGCUUCUUUUUCACUUGCAGAAAUGGCAGCGUCUAUAGUUUAAGCGACAUUGAUGAAAGCUAUCUGGAGACGCUGUGUAAUGUGACCCUUAAUGAAAACGAAACUACUGCGUGCGAAAAGGCCAUUCUUGAUGAUGUGACAAUCCGGCGUCUCUGCAAGGGACGAUCCUCAACCAACGUGGAUUGUGGUGUGCUGCUCAAGCAAUUGGUGGCUGCCAGUGUCAGUGCCCAGAACAACCAGGCGGAUCUCGGCGAGAGUCCCGGGCUGGUUAUCACUGGAGAUCAGAGCACAUUGAACUUCAAGAACAACGCCACCGAUUCGACAAGCAUCAAUCUGCCUGCUUACUUUGGCAGUCUCAAGCAGAUCGUUAACAUAGAGCACUAUAUAAUCGCUCUCACCAAUUCUGGUCAUUUGUUGGAUGUCUGUCCGUUCACACGCACCGUACAUCUAUGCCCAAGGACCCAAGGCAAAGACCUGCUUAUCGAGGAUUUGCUGGUUAUGGAGUGCAGCGAAGAGAACAUUGAGCUCCUAGUAUUGACUAAACCAACGGAAGAUGAGCGCUUUAUAAAAAUUGUGGAGUAUCCGUCACUUAAAGUUAAAAAUGAGGUGGAGGUGCCAAAUAAUACUUGGCUUGUGCGACAGCCAAAGUGUGCGGUCAAUCUGUAUUAUCUGGCAGCCAAGGAACUCAACCAGAGCAGUUUUCCCACCGUCGUGGAAAUGAAGCUCGUCUCCGAGACCGAUCCCAGCGAUCGCUUCAAAAAGUUAAUUGCAAAGGGUCGCUUGGAAGAGGCGGAAGAAUUCGGCAACCAGUUUGAACUGUGUCUGCAGCCCAUCUAUGAGGCAAAAGCCAAGCGGAUUUUAGUGGAGCUGUGCAACUCGAAUUCCCACAAGGAAGCUGCCGAAGUGGAUAAAAAAUUUCAAAACCUGCUUCAUUUGCUUUCGAUGGUCGAAAGUAAAGUCUUUAUCAAGAGCCAUCGAAUGAUCAACUUAAACUCGAGACACAUUCUUGAGCGCUAUCUCAUCGAAGUCAAAAAGCGUCUUAACUUCGAGGAUGACGAGGAGGAUAUGUUGGAGAUCGACGAGCAACUACACCGACUAAAAACUUUGAACAUCAUGGAUCCCUACGAAUGCAACACGGACUGGCAGAAGUUUAUUUACGACAACAACCUGGUCAGGAUGGUCAAGUCGUUAUUCAACACGGACAUGCCCACCGCCUGUCUCAUUUGGCGGCGUCAUUCGAGCAGUAUCCUGCCACUGCUUAACGAGGAUGAGUUGCGUACGCUUCUUGGCUUUAUUCCAAGCAACACGAAACCUUUUAAUGUAGUUCAGUGGCUGCGUCAGUUUAUCCCGUUGGUCAGUAACACGCAUCCCAGCAUCAUGCCCUUCAUCACCGACUGGAGCAUCGAAAUGACGAGGAAUCUGCAGUACAGUCCACACUGGCCGGACAUCGGCCUUGAGUUUUGCACCAAAAUCCUGGAUAUUUUCGAAGAGAUGCAGUUUACAUAUUCUGAUGUGCGGCGGCAGCAGGAACGCAAUGUGGGUAAGCUGCGGGAUCUGGUCAACGCAUUGCAGGAUCUGUCCGUGCUAAAGACCAUCUACAAUAUGAGCUUCACACUGGACAACUACAUGCAGGACUCCAUUGACGCAACGGCCCUAAGCAUACUGCAGCAUGUGCAGCUGGACAAACUGCAGCGGCUGGUAAAGAAUUUUAUGUACCCGAUCUUCCAGGAGAAGGGUCGUCAACCGCUAGAGGUUAUCAAACAGUACAUUGCCCAGUUGGUGGCUAGUCGCCAGUCUUCUAGUACUUGGUUAGAGCGGGCGAUGGCCUGCAUCGACCUGCUUCACAAUGAGCACAGCCGAUUGGAGUGCGCUUUGUCGGUGCUGCAGAAUGCACCCGUUCCCUGGCCGGAUAUGCUGGCUCCCCUGAUCAGACUGCGUAAUUCCACCCACCCGCUGGCCAUGAAAAUCAAUGCCGAGUAUGAGAUCCAGGUGAUCAAGAUAAUGAAGGUUAAGUACGGGUGGCCGGCCGAUAGUUCGGACAUUAACUUGGAGCUCUUUAUGAUGCGUAUUGUAAAGUUGAAUCUACCGGACAUGUUGGAGGACAUUUGCGCGCUCACUAAGGCGGCGCCGGAAAUCUCGGCAAGCACCAACUUUAACUGCUGCUACCAAAUGGCCCGCCGAGGCCAAAUCGAGCAGGCGUACGAUUUCUUUAAGAUGCUAAACGGGGAGAAGGACUCGAAGAACGGACAGGAUGUGGCGGAGAUCAUUGCCAACCUUCUCGAAAACAGUUCCGCCUCUUCAAUUGAGGACGACCCAAAGGACCAGGAACAAUUGAACGUCCUUGAGCUUUUGAAAUUGUUCUUGCCGCACCUAGAGUCCGUUUAUCGGCAACGCUACCUAGUGAUAAAGCACCGCUUCAGCCUACGGAAGUUUGGCAUCCAUCUGAGCUGCAACAGCGAACUCAUACCGCUGCAAAGCCGUCAUGUCCUGCUGGACGAGGCCAUCGAGCGAAUCAUCGAGCGGGCCCAAGCCACACUUAAUGUGCCCGCUUUUAUAACCAGCCAAAUGGGAGAGCUCUGUUCAGCGCUUAGUCUGUCUAAGGUGUUCGGUCUGCACCGUAUUUGUCAACGCAUUGGGUGCCUGCCACUCAGUUGCGCUUUGGCGUUCUACGUGAUUAACUUUGUCGACUGCGUGCCCGCAAAUGCUGGCGAAUUUAUUAACCUUGCGCUCGAGCUGUUGGUCCAACAAAUCGAGAAUGCCAAGGGCGGCAAUCACGAAAGUGCAUUUUCGCUUCAGUUGAACGAUCAAGGCGAUCCCCUAAGCUUUCCCAUAGCUUACGAGCUCCUGACAUCCGCACUGCUCCACGAGAGCAGUCGUGUUCGCGAUCUCGUUGACCUCUUAAAGUAUAUUCGCGUGGCUGUGAUCCACUAUCCACUGGAUGCCAUAAAGACUCACUACGCUGGCAAGGAGCAGGCCAUUAACGAGAACAUUUGCCGCGCCCUGGAUGGAAUCACGGUGGCCUUGGGGGAUGCCACUAUGAACUUCAGCAGUGCCCUUAAUGGAUCCUUCGACGUAAAGACUUUACAGGUGCCGACGACCACAAAAAAGCGCUACUCGGUGUCCAUGUUCGAUGAGGUAGAAGUGCAGCCUAUCCAGCAGCCGCAGAAGAAGAAGAGCAUCGGUGGCCACCUGGCAAUAGUUAAGUUUCUGUCUCGCACCCUGUUGCUCAUGGUAAUUGAGACGGAACCGAGUAACUCGCUGCUAAUGCAGGUGCGCCAUGGACUGUCGGAGAACAUCAAGGUGGACCUCGACGGCGCUCGCGCGGACUUCUUUCUGUCGCUAGAACACCUUACAAAGGCCAAGGAACACGACGUGUGGUACGUGAUGUCACAGUAUCUGCUGGAGUUCCAAAAGCAGAACUGCCGCAAGAAGCGGAUUAUCAACGAAGGGUUCAUUACACUGCAGCUGCGCCGCAUAUUUCGCAAUGCGAUGGGAAUUAAGGAGGUCAACUUCAUUGAACUUUUCGCGAUGCUGGUGGUAGACAGCGAGGCACUAGCUCUGCUGGAAAAAUUGUCCACCGAGGUGAAAACUGAUCUGCAGAAGAUCAACUUCCUGACGUUGUCGGCCAUGUACCACGAACACAUGGACGACUUGGAUAACGUGCAAAUGAUACGCGAAAAGCGUUUGAAACUUUACUAUUACCUGGAGUUCUGCCAACAGGACCCCAGGAUCAAGGGCAAAUUCAAUGCGGACAUGGACAACGUUGAGGAUCUGCUUAAGGAGUUUCACAACAAGCAGCUGGACGUGCAGCUGCUUGAACGCAUGAGCAAGGACUUUGGCUUUGACUACCAGAAGAUACUCGUCACCCAGAUUCUGAGCAUCCUUAGUGCCCAGGAGUUGCGCUUUGAGAUUAAGAAAGACAGUUUUGGCGACGAAGAGCUGGUAAUGCUAAGCAGUGCUCAGGAAAUGCGCGAUAUGUGCCAGCCCUAUAUAAACGAGAUCAAGAACGUGGAGCUCUUCAUCUCCAAGUUGAAGCAGUUUAUCGAAGAAAUCAAUAUUUAUUUCUACGAGUUGUACAUGUGUGUAAUCGACGUUCUGAUGUACUUCGAUUCUGCGCCCAAGGAAAUGGAAAUCUGGAAGAACAUAUUGCAUUUCCUACGGCACAAAAUGAUCACCAGGAGGCGCAAUCGACCGGGUCAAGUGGAGACCGACAUGUGGCUGAAGUCGCAGAGGGAGAACGGCGUCAUGCCGAAGAUCUCGCGUUAUCGUCUGCCUUUUAAGCCUAUCGUUGAGCAACCUCUCAAAGACAUUCUUGACAGCGAACUGAGCGUGGACAACUGCCAGAGCUGGUUCCCGUUGAUCCAGAUGUACACGGCAUUGAAGGGAGCCAAGGAUAGUUCGCAGAACUGCGACUACUUCUGCAUGUCGGCCGUGAAAAAUUCGAUUUCGGAGUACAAGUCAAGGAAUGAAUCAGAGACCUGGAGUCUGCAUCCCACGAACAACGCGUUUCUCCAGUCAAUCCUGCGCCUGGUGGAAAAGGUGCACAAUCCCAAUAAGGCAUUUCUUAUCCUGUACUUUGUCUCUAACUACGCUCGGGAUGGAGCCGACCAGGUGGAGGCCUCCUUCGAGUGUUGGAAGUUCGUCAAGGAAAAGGGCGAUCUGCUGACCGACCCCAAGAGUCGCGAGCAGAUGGCCAAGGUCAAACGGCGCUAUCCGAUUCAGAAGACGCAGCACCUUCUUUACGUGUACGGUCUGACCGAUGAGAAGCUCCUGCGGCAGGUCGAGAACCCCACCGAGCUGAUCCACGCCCUCUACCACCACGAACUGAUUCUUAAGUCCAGCAAGGUUGACAUCAACGCACUGGUCGCCGAGAUCGCCAAGCUCCACGACCUAUGCUUGGCCACCAUCCAGUUCCGUCUGCUGCAGAAGUGGCUUUCGCUGACCAUGGAGCCGGCGGACGGCACCAUACUGGAGGAGACGUUCAUGGAGGAGCAGAGCUGGCCGGAGCAGACCAACGGGGCAGAUGGCAGCAGCAGCCAGGACGCCAGCGAUAAUGUGAACAGAGCCUUCUACAUACUCUCCAGCUGGCCAAAGGCCGAGGCAGUCAAGUUCUUGGUGGGCCUGAUCUUUAAGGGCGGCUCGGUAAACACAUCCACCCAGCUGCAGAUGUACGAAUGCUAUUCCAAGCUGAACGACGGCAGUAACUCCUUUACCGACACGAUCAGUCAGCGGCAGUUCAUCAGCAUCAAGUGCGUGCACGAACUGAAGGCUCUGGGCUACAAGUCGAACCUCGAGAAGUUCUCCGACGACCAUUGCAACAAGAUUGACAUCCUGAAAAUGAUCUGGCAGCGCAACGCGCAGAAUCCUCUGUCCUUGGAGGUGAUGGCCAAUAUAUGUCUGGGUUUCGAUAUACAUCUGCCGCAGAUAUGGAACGGCAUCCUAAAGCGGAUGGUCAUGUUUCACAUGGAGCGCGAGCUUAACGCUUUGCUGGAUGUGCUGAGCUGCCGCCCGCAUUUGCUCCAUCUGGACGGGUUAGCCCAGGCCUGGGACUACGUGCUCUGCAACCCGCUCAAGAACGCCGUGGAGACGCGCUCCUUCGAGCAGGAGGAUCUGCUACACAAGACGUUGCUGCGACUGCAGGGAUGUCCAGUGGUUCAUGCCCUCAACCUGCCCCAGUUCGCCGAGCACUGCAUUAUCGUCCACAGACCCCACAUGGCUGCCGCUCUCCUGAGUUUUUGUCAGAGCUCCGAGCAGCGGCAAACGAUUAUAAAGAUGAUACACUCCCGUCCCGUGGAUAACCUCCGGCAGCAGAUUCUGGAUCUGGAAGACGCCGGUUUGCUGCCGGCGGUGCUUAACUUUGCGCUAAAGGAACUGAAUCUCUAAACAAUUGUUUUUAUUUUCUAGUUACCCUUUAAAAAAUGUAUAUGGCUGAAAAUAGCUGCCAGUUGUUUUCAAACAAACCAAUAAAUGAGUUCAAGUAUGCAAUAAAA